This is a messenger RNA of Caenorhabditis briggsae, 3246 nucleotides long. RefSeq names its product Protein CBR-IFFB-1 (gene Cbr-iffb-1). Bases 1 to 3246 code for a protein of 1081 amino acids. The record is from RefSeq and is a predicted model, not a curated record. Gene Ontology annotation, molecular function: GTP binding; GTPase activity; translation initiation factor activity. The transcript is spliced from 7 exons. NCBI's taxonomy places the organism in Eukaryota, Metazoa, Nematoda, Chromadorea, Rhabditida, Rhabditidae.
AUGCCGCCGAAAAAAGGAGGAAAGAAGAAUAAGGAUGAUGAUUGGGACGAUGAUGCAGCGGAGAAGAAAUUAGCCGCGUUGAACAUCGGCGGUGCAUCUGAAACCAAUUGGGACGAUGAGGAGCCGAAGAAAGCUAAAGCUAAGGCUAAGGCGCCCGCUAAGAAGGGUUUUGCCGCAUUUCUCGAUGAAGAUUCUGAGCCCGAGCAGAAGCCAUCCGACGACGAUGAGCCGGCUCCAGUGGUGAAAGAAGUGAAAGAGGCCAUUCCAGCUCCAAAAAAAGAGAAAAAGGAGAAGAAAAAGGGAGGAAAGAAGGGAAAGAAAGAGGAAGAUGAUGAGGAUCUGGAUGCUCUUCUAGCCUCUAUUGAGAAUGCUCCAGCUGCCGCAGAAGUUGCCGCUGAGGAAGAAGGAAAGAAUAAGAAGGAUAAGAAGAAGAAGAAGGAAAAGGCUCCAGAACCAGCAGAGGAACCCAAAAAAUCGACUUCCGAGACUCCAGAACCUUCUCCAGAGGCCCCGGAAUCCUCAGAAAAGGCAGAGCCAACAGAAGAAGGUGGGGAUGAUAAGGAGAAGGAGAAGAAGGAUAAGAAGAAGGACAAGAAGAAGCAGAAGGAAAAGGAGAAGAAGGAGAAGGAGAAAGAGGAUAAGAAGGGCCAAAAGAAGGGCACCUUAUCGCUGAUUAAGGAGAUGUUGAAGAAGCAGCAGGAGGAGAGAGAGGAGCAGGAGAGACUUCAGAAGGAGCAGCAGGAGCGGGAAGCACAGGAGGAGUUGGAACGGCAGGAGAGGGAGAAGGCGGAGAAGGAGCGCAAAGAAGCCCAAAAAGAAGCUAAAAAAGCGGAAAUUGAGCGCCAAAAAGCCGCUGGAACCUACGUGACGGCUGCUCAGAAGCGUCAGCAAGCUCUAGCUCUCGAGAAGCUUCGUGCCGCCGGCUACACAGUUCCAGCACCAAGAGACUCCACAGAAGAGGAAGGAGCGCCGAAGAAGUCGUUCGUCUAUGUGGAUGAGAAGACAAAGGCCAAGCAGGAGGAGAAGAAGAGAAGAAGGCUGGAGAAAUUGGGACAGUUGCCAGUGGAGAAGCAGGAGGAGGAGAAGGUGGAGAAGGCAGAAGAAGCUCCAGAAUCUCCAGAAGCCGUGACGCCGGAACAAGAGAAGAAGGAGCUGACUCCAGAGCCUUUAGACGAUUGGGAAAUGGCAGAUUCUGGAGAUGAGGUUGCUGAGAAAGGAGAGGAAAAGAAAAAGCCCGAGAAAAAAGCUGGCGCUGCUGUCGUCAAGGAAUCUGUCGACGAAGAAGAAUCCUCAGACGAAGAAUCAGAUGAGGAGACUUCAGAAGAAGAAGAAUCCUCGGAAGAGGAAGAGGAGGAGGAUAAUCGUGGCCAACGAGAGACCAAGGAGCAGAUCAUGGAGCGAGUAAAGGCUAGAAUCGCGAGAAGAAAGGAGCUAGCCGCAUCCAAAAGAUCUACAGACGACCUGAGAUCCCCGGUAAUCUGUGUCCUGGGACACGUCGAUACUGGAAAGACCAAGAUGCUAGACACCAUCAGAAGAACCAACGUUCAACAGGGAGAAGCUGGAGGUAUCACCCAACAGAUUGGAGCGACAGAAGUGCCUGCGGAGGCCAUCAAGGAGCGAUGCAGACAGGUCAGAGGAUUCCUUCAAGAUCAGAUGAAGAUUCCGGGAUUCCUCAUCAUCGAUACGCCGGGUCACGAGAGCUUCUCGAAUCUUCGUACUCGUGGAUCAUCGCUCUGUGACUUUGCGAUCCUUGUAGUGGAUAUUAUGCAUGGGCUAGAACCCCAAACCAUUGAAUCUCUGAAGCUUCUUAUCAAAGGAAAGACUCCCUUCGUUAUCGCUCUUAACAAGAUUGAUAGGCUCUAUGAGUAUGAAUCCAACCCUCGGAAGGAUGUCUACGAGCUUCUGAAGUCUCAAAAGCCACGGGUCCAAGCGGAAUUCAAGGAGAGAAUGGACAAGAUUAUUGUGGAAUUCGCCGAGCAGGAGUUGAAUGUGACACUUUCCAAUAAUACUAAGAAGGCUGAGGACUCGGACUAUGUUUGUAUGGUUCCGACUUCCGCAAUGUUGGGAGAUGGAAUUGGCAAUUUGAUGGCGUUCAUUGUGAAUCAGACACAAACGAAAUAUGCGCAGAAAUUGGCAUUCUCAGAGGAACUAGAUGCCACUGUAAUGGAGGUUAAACAGAUUGCUGGUCUCGGAACCACCAUCGACGUGAUCCUUGUGAACGGAACGAUGCGUGCUGGAGACGUUCUAGUCCUCACUGGAACCGAUGGAGCUAUCGUAACCCAAGUGAGAGAAUUGCUCAUGCCAAAACCAUUGAAAGAGCUUCGUGUCAAGAACGACUACAUUCAUUAUAAAGAAGUUAAAGGCGCACGAGGAGUCAAGGUUUUGGCAAAGAAUCUGGAGAAGGUGCUCGCUGGUCUACCGGUUUAUAUCACUGAUCGAGAGGAUGAGGUUGAUUAUUUGCGGCAAGAAGCUGAUAAUCAGUUGGCCAAUGCUCUUCACGCCAUCAAGAAGAAGCCAGAAGGUGUCUAUGUGCAGGCGUCCACUCUAGGAUCCCUAGAAGCCCUUCUAGACUUCUUGAAGUCCCAGAAAAUCCCAUAUUCGAAUGUGAACAUUGGUCCGGUGCACAAGAAGGACGUGCAGAAGGCGUCGGCGAUGAAGGAGCACAAGGCGGAGUACGCGUGUAUUCUGGCGUUCGAUGUGAAGGUGGAGCGAGAGGCGCAGAUAUUCGCCGAUCAUGAAGGUGUCAAGGUGUUCCAGGCCGAUAUUAUCUAUCAUUUGCAAGACGCGUUUUUGAAGUAUAGAGAAGAACUGAAAGAUAAGGCUCGGAAGGAGAACGAACAUCUGGCAAUCUUCCCGUGCAAACUUCGCGUCCUUCCCAAUCACGUCUACAACACUCGUGCCCCCAUCAUCUUCGGAGUAUCGAUUGAAGCGGGACAGGUGAAACGAGGCACGCCGAUUUGUGUGCCCAGCAAGGAGGGAAUUCUAUUGGGAACCAUUUCAUCGGUACAGAGAAAUAACGAAGAGGUCCCGUUGGGAAAACAGGGAGAAGAAGUUUGUAUUAAGAUUGAGAAUACCACUGGAGAGGCACCAAGACUCUAUGGAAGACAUUUCACGCAUGAGGAUCCGUUGGUUUCAAAGAUCACCCGUGAGUCCAUCGACGUCUGCAAGACAUAUUUCCGUGACGAUUUGACGAAGGCCGACUGGCAAUUGGUUGUUCAACUCAAGAAGAUGUUGGAUAUUAUGUGA